Molecule: messenger RNA, 1734 nt
Organism: Saccharomycodes ludwigii
Lineage: Eukaryota; Fungi; Ascomycota; Saccharomycetes; Saccharomycodales; Saccharomycodaceae
Product: NRAMP family metal ion transporter
Exons: 1
Coding region: 1-1734 (577 amino acids)
Biological process (GO): intracellular manganese ion homeostasis; iron ion transport
Cellular component (GO): plasma membrane
Molecular function (GO): cadmium ion transmembrane transporter activity; manganese ion transmembrane transporter activity
Source: RefSeq, a predicted model, not a curated record
AUGCGAGUCAGGGACACAGAUCAAGAUUCUUCUUUAUCCUGUGUUACCACAGGUGAUGUGGUCAUCGAAUAUAUAACAACCGAAGAACAAAAACGAGAUUUGCCUAUUGAGAAUAAAGCAAAAGCACCUAUUAUUUCCGAACAGAUAGCACCUUCUUCCACUGCUGCUUCCGAUUUUAGCGAUAACGAUGAAGACUACAAUGAUCGUAAAAGUGUUUCCAAGUCAAAGAGUUUCUGGUAUAUCGCAAGGCGUAAUUUUUUCAAAUAUCUUAAGUUUGUCGGGCCAGGGUUGAUGGUUAGUGUUGCUUAUAUGGAUCCAGGUAAUUAUGCAACGGCAACUUCUGCAGGUGCCACAAAUGAGUUUUCUUUAUUAUUUGUUAUUUUAGUUUCCAUUUUUUUUGGUAUUUUUUUUCAGACUUUAUGUAUAAAGUUAGGCAGUGUUACAGGUUUGGAUUUAAGCAGAGCAUGCAAGGAGUUUUUACCCCCAUGGUUGAAUCAUCUUUAUUAUUUUUUCGCUGAAGUUGCAAUUAUUGCUACUGAUGUAGCAGAAGUUAUAGGUACCACCGUUGCUUUAAAUGUUUUAAUGCACAUUCCCUUGCCGGCAGGGGUAGUCAUUACGUUAGUUGACGUAUUAUUUGUUUUAAUUGCUUAUAAGCCCAGUUGUUGCAGUGCAAAAUUGAUCCGUUUAUUUGAAUAUGCAGUGGCACUUUUAGUUUUCACCGUUUUCAUUUGUUUCAUUAUCAACUUGGCUUUAUUACCUAAAACACCUCAAAACAACGUAAGAAAAGUUUUAAGAGGCUAUGUUCCAUCCCGUCAAAUGUUUGAAAAUAACGGUAUUAUUCAGGCUGUGGGUAUUUUAGGUGCCACUGUUAUGCCACAUUCUUUGUUUUUGGGUUCCGCUUUAGUUCAACCAAGAUUAUUAGAAUAUGACGUUAGGAAGGGGAAUUACUCUGUUGAGCCUGACGAAGAAAAGGACGGGGAAGUAGAUUCAACUUCUGGAACAGAUGACGAAACAAAGAAAUCCAGAUCCAGCGAAAGUAUUAAAGACGCCAAAUACCUAAGUUAUAGACCAACCAAGGCAGCCAUUAAAUACUGUUUAAGAUACUCCAUCAUUGAAUUAGUUUUAACUCUUUUCACAUUUGCCUUAUUUGUUAAUAGUGCUAUAUUAAUUUUAUCAGGAUCUACUUUAUACAAUAGUAGCUCCGCUGCAGAAGCUGAUUUGUACUCAAUUUAUGACUUAUUAUGUUCAACAAUUUCUCCUGCAACAGGUAAGAUCUUUAUGCUUGCCUUAUUGUUUAGCGGACAAUCAUCUGGUAUUGUUUGUACGAUGGCUGGCCAAAUUGUGAGCGAGGGUCAUUUAAAUUGGAAGAUGAAACCUUGGAAAAGGAGAAUUGUUACACGUUCUAUUGCUAUUAUACCAUGUUUAGUUAUUACGUUAUGUAUCGGGAGAUCUGCUUUAAAUGAAGCAUUAAAUGCAUCACAAGUGAUAUUAUCAAUUUUGUUACCCUUUUUGACCGCUCCAUUGAUUUUCUUUACUUGCAAAAAAUCAAUAAUGAGAGUAAAAAUUAGUAGCGGUACCAAAGAUUCUUCAGGUGAAGAGGGCAAAGAAGAAUAUUGGAAUAUGGCUAAUAACUGGAUAACCACAAUUAUUGGAUUCGCCAUUUGGAUUUUCAUAUCAUUUUUAAAUAUUUAUAUGAUUGUUCAAUUGGGAUUAUCUCACGGUGAUCUAGGUUAA